AUCUGAAAUUUUCGUACUUUCUUAAAUUACUGAAAACUUACUCAGAACAUCAAUAUGGGUAAACAUAAGCAAGCUCAACGAACCAAGAAUAAUGCACGGCCGUCAAAUAGCAGUCGCAGUGCAGAACUUUUGGGGACUGCAACGCCCAGUUUUGUUGGUUUCUCAGCAGUUAAAGAUGGUGGAUAUGUUCCUGUUUUACCCGGUCUAUCUUUAUGUUCCUCAAAUGAGAUAGAAAUGAAUAGUGUAGAUGCAAACUUUCAAGUAGUGUUGAAAAAGAUGAGCAAAAAGGAUGCUACAACAAAAUAUAAGGCAUUGCAAGAAUUUGCAGCUCUAUGUCAAGAUGCUGAAUUAUCGGCAGUAGAAGGCAUGUUGCCCUUUUGGCCAAGAUUGUAUUGCGUCCUGUCGAUCGAUAUAGAUCAUAGAGUAAGAGAAGUUACACAGCUGGCACAUGCAGCUGUUAUUAAACGUAUAGGCAAAGGUAUAGCAAUGUAUUUGAAACAAUUGGCUGGUGCUUGGUUUACGUCUCAAUAUGACACAUAUCCUCCAGCAGCUUCAGCUGCUACUAAUUCUUUUAACAAUACAUUCUCAGCCAGAAAAAUAGUUGAUGCAAUUGUUCAUUGCCAAUGUGAAAUUUUACUACAUAUUAGCAACAAUAUUACUGUGCACACGGCUCAAACGUUAUCCGCGCAAAAGUCGCUUACCAAUGAAGAAAUGGAAGCAAAAUAUGAAAGAGUAUUGGUAGCAAAUUUACAAGGAUACAGUUCUUAUUUCAGAAAAGUUCCACGUGAAGAAAUCGACAAAACCCUGGAGAUUCACAAUAAAAUCUUGAACAGUUCCAAGUUUUGGAAGUUGGCUAAACAUGAUGCUUUGCCAAUAAAAACAGCUUUUUUCAAUCUAUUGACGUCAAUAAUGGAAAAUGCGGAAAAACUAUUACAAAAUGAAAAAAAAAGAACAGUGACUACUAUUAUGAAUAGUCUUGACGAAUCUGAACCUGGAAUUUUAUCGGCUGUAUGGGAAUCGAUGCUCGUAGCUACAACUAAAAUCGAGGAUUGGCAUCUUGUUGUAAAUAUCGAUAAACUUGUGCUCCCCAAAUUAUGGCGCGUUUUACGAUCCGGCGGUCAAUGCUGUGCCAGCACUGUUUAUCCGAAUCUACUGCCUUUUGUCAGUCAAUUUCCGAAGUUAAAUGUCAAUAUCGAAAAUCUGUAUACGAAUUUUUUUGACAAUAUGCGCCAAGGAUUUUCUGUCAAAAGUGUACAAAUGAGCCGCUCGGAAACACUGGCUGUAGUAACAUCUUUUGUUGAAUGCCUACGUUAUUCAAUUCUCGUAAACGCUCAAAAUGUAGAUUUAUGUAUUCUGCUCCUGAAAGAACAGCUUAUGCCCGUUAUAGAAGCAUGUAUGACAGAUAACAUUUCCAUGAAACAAUUUUGCUUUGCCGAGAUUACACACUUGAUACGGUACUGGAGUAAAAAUCGUAAUAAUGAUGGAUAUAAAUCAUAUCUUUCUUUGAUGCAACAAUUUUGGAUCGAAUUGCAGUUGUUGUUUGACAAAAGUAUGAAUAUACCACAGGGGAUUACAGUGUCACAUAUCGUGAUAGACGCGAAAGAUUCUCAAAUCGAAUUCCUGCUGACUUUAAAAAAUGCACCAGAUCGCUCCCGUAAGAAGUUAAAAGUAAAAUUUUCCGAUGCAAAUGAUUCUUUUGUGAGUCAACCGGAGAUAAAGAUUACCGAUAUUUCAACAGAUGUAGUUUUCAACGCGGAACUUAACGAUUUUAUAAAUGCACUCUGUAUAAUUUACUUCAAUAAGAUUAAUGAGCAGCAAUCUGUGGAAUAUAUCGGGCAGCUGAACAAACUUAUGAAAUAUUUUUCAAGUAGAGAAUUAUUCGUUGCUCUUUCAAAAUCAUUUAAAUUUGAUGAGGACUUUUUUGAAUUUUAUGAUAAAAGUCUGAAACCUUUAUUAUCGCAAAGAUCAGAAAUAAUACGGCAAGCUGUUGAAUUAAUAUUCUAUUUUAUUAUAUAUAUAAAUGAUGUAGAAAAGGAUAAAGUAUUAAAAUCAUUGAUUGCAUUGAAUGAUAUUACGAUAACGAGAAAAACCAUACAUUGCAGUUUAUCUAAAUGUAACAGAAAUGAUCACAUAAUAAAGAAGUGGUAUACACAAACUAGUGUAACCAAGCUACUAAUUGAUGUAGCUAAAGAAAUUGCUUCAUCUGAACAUACUGACAUGGAAGAAAAUCAGAAUUUGAUUUUAUUAGCUUUUGACACUUCGGAAACUGAAGAUUUAUUAAUAAAUGAGGAAGGAGCAAAUGAGAUUGUCGCGAUUCUUUGUGAUUCGUUAAACGGAAUGGAUGACACUUGUUCCAUAAAAUUUGUUGCAUUUAUUACGAACCUGAUGACUCUAAUAUGGAGUCACAAGAAAAUAAUAUCAAAUGCUGUGCAAAUAUUGGAAACACUUUUUGAAUUGUGCACUCGUGAACAUGACGAUUUAAUGACUGAUACUGUACGUGAUAGUUGGAAAAAGGGACUUGUAAAAAGUAGUCGAUUAUUAUCGGACUUUGAAUUUAAUGACCUUAUUCAAAGAUGUGCAGUUAUUAUCUGGAGCAAAAUAUAUAACACACAUGCAAGUCACGUUAGAGAUAUACUGGUGGAUUUAGCAACAGAUGUUUUACAAGUUAUAAUUAGCAAUAAUGACAUAACAUCUCAUUGCAUUGAAGAAACUAUUCUAUUAUUUUUAACGGCAUCCGAUAUCGAAUUAUGGAUUACAGAAGCAACUGCUAUUGCGAUAUAUGGUGAGAUAGUAACAGGCAAUUUACACAUAUCAAAUGUUGAAAACAAGAUACGGAUCUUUCAGCAUUGUGCGUCAAUUGAUAUAAGGAGCGUUAUAAUUUCGGAUAAUACGGCCAAUUGUUUGUCAUGGGCUUUAUUCACCACAGAUUUGUUUAAUAAUCUGUACAAGAGACUAACAAAUUCUAAUGUUGAGGAUAUCGAUACACCCGCGGACACGGAAGAAAAUGUUGAAUCGUACGAUUUAAAUUUACCAGGAAUUACAGAGAUAUUGGCAAAUGUCAUAUAUGUGGCUAGUGUAGCAGAAAUAUAUAGUGAACAUUAUAAGUCGACCAAACAUUACAAUGACGUUAAUGGACUUCUUAAUUCACUCAAAAGCAGUUUUGUCAGCUUGCAAAAAUAUUACGCAAAGAAUAUCCGUAAUGAUGUACUCUUUCACAUACGAACAAAUCAUACGAAUUACGGAUAUAUGUUACCAUAUAUAAUUCGUACGUAUUACGUCGAAUUUGAAGCAAGUAAAAAUCCUGCGGAAUUUUUCGAAAAUCUCAGGAAUAAUGGAGAAGAGCUUGACGAGGAAUUGUACGUGCAAGCAAUUCAAAUCUUAAGGGAUUAUUGGAUGCCAGAAAAUAUUCCGUUAUUAAUAGAUAAUGAUGUUUAUAUGUUAAUUACCGCCAGGAUUAUGAUGUGUGUGAAAGAUGACAGUUUCACACACAUGGAGAAUAUUAUGAAGAAGAUUACGUUGCAUUACGAUAUAAAACAUUCCGCACUGUUACUUGUAGAUGAUGAUAUUUCUGAAAUUUCAUGGAAUCAACUGCUUUUGCCUUUGGAAGUUAUAAGAUUACUUAAGACACUCGUUCAAAAAGUUCCAUCAAAGUUGAAACAAGAACACUGGGACUUGAUUUUGAUAUCUCUUACAAUGUGGCAACGGUCACUUAACAAGUCUAAACGUAAUUACACCGAUAUUAAAGUAACCACAUUUGUGACAGGACUUAGCCAACUGUACUGUGCACUUCAAACUUUAAUGAACAAACAUGAGCAGGAGUCGAUAUCAGGAUUACCUUCUGGAUUAUUAGGAGAAUGGAAAAACGUAUUUGCUGGCGACAUACAUAAUGGUGUUACUCAAGCUUGGAUGUUUUGCGCGGACUUGUACAAUCAAGAUGCAACUAAUAUAAAGUCCAUUGUGCUGUUAGAUUAUUUGGGAGAAACAAUCAGUAUACUCGACAAAAAUAUAUUAUUCAAUAAACCUAACAAAGACACUGAAAUAAUUAAGAUGUUACAACUCUCUGUGAAAUUACUACAAUCUCCUAUACCUAGCAUUCAAUUAGGUGCCUAUCACGCGUUAAAGUGUAUGGUAUCAGAACUUGUACAGCAGGAUAAGGUUCUUGUUGAAUCUGACAAUUUUGAAGCGAGCAAUCUUAAUAUUAAAAAACUCGAACAAGUGUUAUUAGACACGCAGACUAUUGUGAAUACGAUGCUUAUGGAGUUCAAAUUAUGUGAUACAGUUAGCUGCACGAUCCAACCGUUUACAGAUUCUUAUACAUAUACAUUGGGGUAUUUGCUGGUGUGGGCAAUUGUGCUAAAUAUUUGUGCAAACGCUCAUGGUGAUUUACGAUAUCAAUAUGCUGAAAUACUGAAAAGUGAUCUUUUUCCUUGUCUGUUGAACAAUAUCUUCAAGUUGAUGCCUGUGGAAGUAUUGCAAGAUAACAAAAAUAAGAGUGUAAAAUUGGUAGAAAUAUUUACCACUGUUCCAUCGUUUAAUUUUGGAGAAAGUUGGACAGAGUGGAGAUUAGAUCACAUUGUAUGUUGGUUGUAUACAAAUUGUUUGCGACAUCUACCAGUAUUAGUUAGACAAUGGCUGAGUACCGCUGACAGCAGAGUCAGCGCAACAAUAGACAAGAUUACAAGUCACUAUGUCAGCCCUAUGCUUUGCCAAGAAGAGCUUCUUAAUAAUAGAUUGGUUAAUGUGGAAAAUAUGCAAGUGAAGGUACAUCCAACAGCAAGAGAAGUAGUGGCUUUGUAUCAAAUGGAUGAUACAAAAUUGGAAUUAAGCAUAGUACUACCGACCAAUCAUCCCUUAGGUACAGUAAAGGUAGAACCUGGUCAACACGCAGGUGGUACAGCAAACUGGAGAAACUGUCAUAUGCAACUGUCUAUAUUUCUCACACAUCAAAAUGGCUCUGUUUGGGAUGGUCUCGUAAUGUGGAAACGCAAUUUGGAUAAGAAAUUUGCAGGCGUGGAAGAGUGCUAUAUAUGCUUUAGUAUUUUCCAUAUUAGCACAUAUCAAAUACCAAAAUUGUCAUGUCACACUUGUCGUAAAAAGUUUCACACUCCCUGCUUGUAUAAAUGGUUCAAUACCAGUCAAAAAUCUACUUGUCCUAUUUGCAGAAAUGUAUUUUAAUUUAACUUGGAUGGCUUUCUGUACAUAGAGACAAUAUUGUGAUAGUACAAAAAUAAAUUAAACUCAAUACAAUAAUAA
Linepithema humile (Argentine ant) is the source of this 5253-nucleotide messenger RNA. It is a transcript of the gene Ltn1, whose product is annotated as E3 ubiquitin-protein ligase listerin. Lineage: Eukaryota; Metazoa; Arthropoda; Insecta; Hymenoptera; Formicidae. Gene Ontology annotation, biological process: ribosome-associated ubiquitin-dependent protein catabolic process; rescue of stalled cytosolic ribosome. The record is from RefSeq and is a predicted model, not a curated record. Gene Ontology annotation, molecular function: ribosomal large subunit binding; zinc ion binding; ubiquitin protein ligase activity. Gene Ontology annotation, cellular component: RQC complex; cytosol.